Messenger RNA from Clarias gariepinus (North African catfish), 2935 nucleotides. RefSeq names its product protein phosphatase, Mg2+/Mn2+ dependent, 1G (gene ppm1g). NCBI's taxonomy places the organism in Eukaryota, Metazoa, Chordata, Actinopteri, Siluriformes, Clariidae. Gene Ontology annotation, molecular function: cation binding; protein serine/threonine phosphatase activity. Gene Ontology annotation, cellular component: nucleoplasm. The record is from RefSeq and is a predicted model, not a curated record. Bases 460 to 2109 code for a protein of 549 amino acids. Gene Ontology annotation, biological process: protein dephosphorylation. The transcript has 10 exons.
UUCCGGGCAGGAUUUCAGUCAGUUCUGUGUAAAAUGGAUGUGAUGGGUUGGUGAUUAUGUUAGCUCUCACACGUGUUUUGCGUAUUUUGUAAGAGAGCUCAUUUGCAUCGGCGUUCGAACUGGAGCGCGGUUAGCGUUCUGCUCGGGUGUCGGGUUGCUCGUUUCUGAGUGUGAACAGGUCGAGGCGCGCUUGCUGAAAACACCCGCAGUAGCUCUGGUGUUAGCGAGCGGUCAGCUAGCCGGCUAAAAGCACCGGGAAUAGCCGAGUAGCGCGCUGCUACAUAGCCAGGCUUCACUGCUUUCAGUUAGAAGGCGGCAGGGCGCAGAGUGAGAUGUGCGAGAGAUCCUUUGUGCACGGAAACACGGCACGUAUCUGAGACUUUAGAACACGCUCUGGUCGCGAUUUAUUCGUGUUGCUUGCUGUUUUUUUCUUUUGAAGCAUUAACCUGAUUGGACAGCAUGGGGACGUACCUGUCUAAGCCAAACACGGAGAAAACCACAGCCGAUGGGGGAAACCAGAAGCUGAGCUAUGGACUCGCGGCCAUGCAGGGAUGGCGCGUUUCAAUGGAGGACGCUCACAACUGCAUCCCGGAGCUGGAUGAGGAGACGGCAAUGUUCGCGGUUUAUGAUGGGCAUGGAGGUGAAGAAGUUGCUUUGUACUGCUCCAAAUAUUUACCAAACAUCAUAAAAGAGCAGACAGCAUAUAAAGACGGUAAACUGCAAAAGGCUCUGGAAGAUGCCUUCCUGGCUAUUGACAGUGUCAUCACCUCAGAGGAGGUUAUCAAGGAGCUUGUGCAGAUAGCUGGCCGCCCACAGGAGGAGGCAGCACCAGAAAAAGUGGCAGAUGAAGAUGAUGUGGAUAAUGAGGAAGCAGCCCUUCUGCAUGAAGAGGCCACGAUGACAAUCGAGGAGCUGCUUGGUCGCUAUGGGCAGAACCUGAAUAAAUCGACCAAAAAGCCUGCGCAGGAUGCCCCAAAAGAGCUGAAAGACAGAGGUGAUGCCCUUGUAGAUAAAGGGAUCAAUGGUGAGACAGAAUGUGGGGCAUCUGAAACAGACAGCAAUGGGAAAGCAAAGGUGGAAGAGCCAGCUGGGGGCUCCAAAAUCAGGGCAUGCAGGAGAGCGGCAGCCUCCUGUGGGGGGAGCUCUGCUGAAGGACAGUCCUCUGAUGGGGAGAAAGCAGGAGGAACAGCGGACGCUGGUCCUUCCUGUUCCUCCUCUGCAGCACCUACAUCAGGAAGUGCCAAAUCCAAGUUCUUUGAGGACAGUGACGAGUCAGAUGAAGGGGAGGAUGAAGAGGAGGGCAGUGAUGAAGAGGACUGCAGUGAGCAGGACGGUGAGGACAGCAGUGAAAAUGAAGAGGAUGACACAGAAGAGGAUGAAGAAGAGGAGGAGGAAGAGGAGACCGAUGAAGAAGGAGAAGAAGAUAUGUGUUUGCCACUGAUGGAUGGGAAAGAAGAACCUGGCUCAGACAGCGGGACUACAGCUGUAGUUGCUCUGAUUCGUGGUAAACAGCUUAUAGUAGCUAAUGCUGGAGACUCUCGCUGUGUCAUCUCUGAGAGAGGCAAAGCAGUGGACAUGUCCUAUGAUCACAAACCAGAGGAUGAAGUGGAGCUGGCCAGAAUAAAGAACGCAGGAGGCAAAGUGACCACGGAAGGCCGUGUCAACGGAGGGCUAAACCUCUCCAGGGCCAUUGGGGACCAUUUUUACAAGAGGAAUAAGAACCUUCCUCCCGAGGAGCAGAUGAUUUCCGCUUUGCCAGAUGUCAAAGUACUGACUCUCAAUGAAGAGCAUGAAUUCAUGGUGGUUGCUUGUGACGGAAUCUGGAAUGUAAUGAGUAGCCAGGAGGUUGUGGAUUUUGUAAGUGAGAGAUUGAAAGCAGAAGGAAGUAAAACCAAGCCGCUUUCUGCUGUUAUUGAAGAGCUGCUUGACCACUGCUUGGCACCAGACACAUCUGGGGAUGGCACAGGCUGUGACAACAUGACUUGUAUGAUUAUAACAUUCAACCCCCAAAACGCUACCAACGUGGAUGAGAACAACAAAAAACGCAAGCUGGAGGAGCGGGUGUCUGAGGAGAAUGGCAACGACAGCAAGAAAUCUAAAACGGAGUAGAGCUCCCAUCAGUGGUCGCAAUACACUAUUAAGGCUCUUCUGAUGAUGUUAAAUCAGACACUGCUCACAACAUGACCCUACAAGACUUUUUUUAUGGAUGAUUCCCCAAGAAAAUGUUUUAGUUUAAAAAUUCGAAGGUGCAAGAAAAUUAAACUGUCCACCCACCCAAACUUGUCAAUUUUUUUUGUAAAGAAUUUGAGGCCCUGUUACACCAUAUCCACAUGUAUGACAUGGACAGCAUUUACAAUUUGUUAGCUUAUGUGUGCAUACUCUUGUACAUAAUUUUUCCAGGAACUUUUUUUUUAUUAUUAUUUCAUUGUGAGUAUCUGAGACAUGCUGAACACCCAUCUAAUUGUAUUGAGACACAUUUUGUAAAUUAUGUGGUUAAUACAAUUGUUUUAAUUUUGGAGGUAAAAACAAGCAGAUUUGCAAAUGCCAUUUUACUUUUCUGAUAAGAAGGGACAACAAAUUUGAAACAUUAUCAUUCCUUUGUUUUGGUAUGUCUCAACAAAUCAUGACUGUGUUUUAUCUGUCCUCUUGAGGCUCAAAGUGUAAUGAGUAUUUUUUAGUUGUUGAGUGGAAGUGCAAACUACAUGCCAUGAACUUGAUGUCUGCAGAGGUGCAGCUGUAAGAGGGGAGCCCUGAGUAAGAACCCGUCAUCUGUAAGUCAUUAAUCUCCCUCAUGCAGCUAAAUAGGGUUUCUAUACAAGGUAUUUUGGAAAAUAUAUUUUGGUACUUUUUAGCAUCUUUGGGAGUUCUCUGAGACAACAAUAAGAAUAUUGCUUAAGAUGACAUUUUCCUGAAACAAUAAACAAGUGGAGACAAA